UUUUUUAUUUAUUAUAAAUAUCUCGAAGAAUAAGAAGACAACAGAAGAAGACGACAGAAAAAGACGACAGAAGAAGACGACAGAAGAAGACGACAGAAGAAAACGACAGAAGAAGAAGACAACAGAAGAAGAGAAAAAUGUCGAGAAUUUUCAUUCAAAAUCUGCCGAAAAAAAUAUCGGAAGCCGAUCUACGCAAACGGUUUGCCAUCAAAGGCCAGAUCAGUGAUUUGCGACUGAAUCCCGAUAAACGUCACGCUAUUAUCGGUUUUGUUGACCAACAGUCGGCUACCGAAGCUGUCGACUAUUUUAACAAGACUUAUAUAUUUACCAAUAAAAUUACGGUUAAGUUAAGCGAUGAACAACUGAUUACCGCCGAUGUAGUCGACGGACAACAGCAACUGAAGAAGAUUAAGAAGCAUAAGAAGGAUAAGAAACACCAGAAGAAAGACUUGAUUAGUGACGAUAAGGACGACGACGAAGACAACAACAACAGCAAAGAAAAAGAGACUAAAAGGUUACGCAAGAAGAAGAUACUGAACGAAGAGUUGGAUGAACUCAAACUGGAUCCGCAGUUCAAAGAGUUUUUGAAAUUACAGCGAAAUGUCGAUUCGGCAAAAGGCAAACACGUCUGGAGUAACGAUUUGGCCAUCGAUGACGAGGAGGUGGACAAUGUUGAUGGUGUUGUUGAGGACAAUGACAUCACCGAUAAGGGGGUGAAUCAGGAAGAGGAGGACGAGGAGGAGGAAGAAGAAGAUAAUAAUAAAUCUAAUGUCCGGCCGAAAGUAGAGCCCAAACAAGUUCACGAGUAUCAGUUAGUACUGAGAGGAUUGCCGUAUAAGAUCAAGAAGCGUCAGAUCAAAGAGUUUUGUAGUCCAGCGAAACCACUGAGUCUACGAAUGCCGCCAAAGAUGAAAGGUAUGGCCUAUUUGUCGUUCGGAUCGUUGGGUGAUAUGAAUCAAGUACUGGUCAAACAUCGAAGUUUUCUGGACGGCCAUCGAAUUGAGGUUAAAAACGAAAUGCGAAAAGUGAUGAAAACAACCGCCGGUGAAGACAACAACAACAACAACACCGACAAUAAAUCCGCGGCGGCGGCGGCGGACACGGCCUCGAAAAAGCAGCCAAAAUGGUUGACGGCAGUACCGGCUGACGAACCGGUCGGUGAAUCGGGUCGGAUAUUCGUACGCAACCUGUCCUAUACGUGCGAUGAAACCGAAUUGCGCGGACUGUUCGAAAAGUAUGGCCAGAUCGCCGAAUUUCAUCUACCAAUUGAUUCGUAUACUAAAAAACAAAAAGGUUUUGCAUUUGUUACGUAUAUGUUUCCCGAACACGCCGUCCGGGCAGUGGCCGAAUUGGAUAAGACUGAUUUUCGGGGGCGACUGUUGCAUCUGAUUGCUAGCAAACCGAAACCCGAAGAUUAUGUACCGCCGUAUGCAGUGGCGGACAAUGACAAGACAUCGUCGUUUAAGAAACAAAAACUAAAGGAUAGGAAAAGUCAGUCGCAAAGCUCGCAUCAGUGGAACAGUUUGUUUAUCAAUCAGAACGCUGUGGCCGAUAUUAUGGCCAAAAAAUUCAAAGUAAACAAAUCGGAUCUGUUAGCUGAUACCAAUACCCGGGACAGUAUUGCCGUACGUAUGGCAUUGGGUGAGACACAGAUUAUUAACGAUAUGAGACGUUUUCUGCUGGAAAACGGUGUCCAAUUGAAAGCGUUUAGUGGCACCGGUGAUGGCGGCGGCGAUACUACCGAUGGUCAACAACCACCACCGCAGCCGAGAAGUACUACUGUUAUUUUGGUCAAGAAUUUACCGGCCAGUACUGAGCCGCAAGAAAUCCGUGAAUUGUUUGCCAAAUCGGGACUCGUUCAUCGGGUAAUACUACCGCCCUAUGGUGUGACAGCUAUUGUCGAGAUGCAGGAGCCCAGCGAAGCCAAACAGGCAUUCAAACGGUUGGCCUAUACUAACUUCAAGCACUUCCCGUUGUAUCUGGAAUGGGCGCCCAGUAAUGUAUUCAAAGAUACCAACUCGACAGCCGCCGCCACCAGUAUUGACGAUGAGAUCAAAGAGCUGAUGGUUUUGGAAGGACGGGUCAAAUCUGGUGAAGAAGGAGAAGAUACUAAUGACACAAACAUUAAGACAACUUCGACAACAACUACGACCAGACAAACGAUGAAUACCAACGACAACAACAGCGACGAGUUGUUAGAUAUAGAGCCAGAAGAGGACACAACUAUAUUCGUCAAGAAUUUGAAUUUCGAUACAAUGGACGAAGUUUUUAGGGAUCACUUUCACCGAUGCGGCCAAAUCUAUAGCGCAAACAUACAGUACCGUAAAGAUCGGGACAGAGGACAGUUGUCGAUGGGCUACGGAUUCAUUCAAUUUGUUUACCAGAAAUCGGCACAAAAAGCGCUGAAAACGCUGCAAAAUUCCGUACUCGACGGUCACACUCUUGAGCUAAAGUUAUCCAACAGAACCACAUCAAAACAAAAAGAUUUAACCGGAAGAAUGUCUGAUGAAAGACAACAACGACGAGGAGGAGGAGGAGGACAACGACAGGCAAAACAAACGGGAACUAAGAUUUGCGUAAAGAAUAUACCAUUCGAGGCGACUGUCGAUGACGUGAAGAAGCUCUUCAGAGUUUUCGGUGAACUCAAAGCCGUUAGACUACCGAAAAAGUUAUCGCAAAUCGGUUCGUAUCGUGGCUUCGGUUUUGUCGACUUUGUAACCAAAACCGAUGCAAAGAGAGCUUUCGAUGCUUUAUGCCAUUCGACUCACUUAUAUGGACGACCACUGGUGCUGGAGUGGGCCCGUAGUACCACCGGUGAUGAUGAUGAUGACAACGUUGAUGAUGACAUGUAUGGCAAUGGGGGACGACCACGAAAUACAUCCUAUUUCCAUCAAAACGGUCCAUCUAAUAAACGGCUCAAGAAAUCGGAUAUUGUCAACGAUUUGCAAACAAAAACAUCGAUUCCCUAUAAUGACGAUUAAUAUACAUAUAUUUUUUUUUAUUUAUAUUAUUAUU
Oppia nitens is the source of this 3015-nucleotide messenger RNA. Its product is annotated as probable RNA-binding protein 19. NCBI's taxonomy places the organism in Eukaryota, Metazoa, Arthropoda, Arachnida, Sarcoptiformes, Oppiidae. The transcript is spliced from 6 exons. Gene Ontology annotation, cellular component: cytoplasm; nucleus; ribonucleoprotein complex. The record is from RefSeq and is a predicted model, not a curated record. Gene Ontology annotation, molecular function: mRNA binding. Bases 138 to 2981 code for a protein of 947 amino acids.